AUGAUAGACCAAUGCUACUUCAUCGCCGACGCCGUGGCCACGGUUCAUGGCUAUGAUUCCCGCGAAGGGGGGUACUCUUCCGAGGCCCAACUUCAUCUCGACAUCAAGCCGGAGAACGUUGUCUGCUUCCAACAGUCCCACGAUGGCAAAGUCUCAUACGAUUUGAAGCUAACGGACUUUGGUCUAUCUAAGCCUUUCAAUCGUAAUUCUCCGACACGUCCGACGCAGAAGGCGGAGACAAAGACAUACCGGCCACCUGAAAGAGAUUUCGAGAGAUCCAGGGUGGAUGAGUCGUUCGAUAUAUGGUGCUUGGGAUGCUUGUUUCUCGACUUCAUCACCUGGGCCAUGGAAGGGUGGGCUGGAGUCGAGAGCUUCCGCGAAAACCGCCUUCAGGAGACAGAUGAGAUCGAUGUCGACCUGGAGUUCCCGCCGGUACUGGAAGAUACUUUCUUCAAGAAGAGGGUGCAACGAGGGACAUGGUGGUGGCCAAGAAGAGGUCCUCGGACCAUUGUUGCAGAUCUAAAGCCCUCGGUUACUUCGCAAUUUCAACGUCUCCGCGCCCAUGCACGGUGCACAGAGUAUUUGAAGAGAUUCCUAAGUCUUGUCCAGUCAAGAAUGCUGCUCAUAGACGGCAGUACGCGGGCAGCGUCGAAUGAGGUUCGAGAUGUCCUGCAAGUGUGGAAGCAGAGCUUCAAACAGCAGGUGGUCCAGACUCGAAGCCUCCAUCCGACUGAAGUAGUCACGGACGAAUGA
This is a messenger RNA of Colletotrichum abscissum, 753 nucleotides long. RefSeq names its product protein kinase. Gene Ontology annotation, molecular function: protein serine/threonine kinase activity; ATP binding. The record is from RefSeq and is a predicted model, not a curated record. Gene Ontology annotation, biological process: peptidyl-threonine phosphorylation; peptidyl-serine phosphorylation. The transcript has 2 exons. Lineage: Eukaryota; Fungi; Ascomycota; Sordariomycetes; Glomerellales; Glomerellaceae. The coding region runs from base 1 to 753 and encodes 250 amino acids.